Ichthyophthirius multifiliis is the source of this 2583-nucleotide messenger RNA. RefSeq lists its product as hypothetical. The transcript has 7 exons. Gene Ontology annotation, molecular function: beta-mannosidase activity. The record is from RefSeq and is a predicted model, not a curated record. NCBI's taxonomy places the organism in Eukaryota, Ciliophora, Oligohymenophorea, Hymenostomatida. Gene Ontology annotation, biological process: carbohydrate metabolic process; glycoprotein catabolic process.
AUGUUACUUUUUAUCUUUUAUAUUUUCUUUAAAAUAUUAAAUUGUCUAUAUUAUCUAAAUUAAUCCGAUUGGUAUUUUAAAGAAUAUACAAAUGAAACAAAUCUUUAUUCGAAUUUUAUGAGAGCUUCUAUUCCUUCUACAGUGCAUCUAGAUUUAUCAGACAAUUAAAUAAUGCCUGAUCCUUAUUUCAGAGAUAACUUACUCUAAUAUUAUUAAUUAGAAUAUAAAGAUUGGGUUUAUACAACAUUAUUAGAUACUUAAAAAAUAUAAGAGAUAUUUUAAAAAUAAAAUUAUGAUUAAAUUGAAUUAGUUUUUGAGGGUUUAGAUACUCAUGCAGAUGUUUAUUUAAAUUAAAAUUUAAUACUUUAAACUAAUAAUAUGUUCAGAACAUGGAAAAUAUAUAACUUUGAAAAAUAUAUAAAUUAAAAUAUUAAUAUUACUAUUAUAUUUAAAAGUUCCGUUAAACAUGAUUUAGAUGAAGAAAAAAAACUACUACCAAUAAAACUGCCUUAUAAUUAUACUUUUUCAAGAAAGGCAGCAUAUUAAUAUGGAUGGGAUUGGGGACCUAGAUUAGUUACAUGUGGCAUAUGGAAAGAUGCUUAUUUACAAUUUAUAAAAAAAGGCAAAAUACUCAAUUCUCAUUUUAGAACUUUAUAAUUAACAAACAUUUAUUAAAAAAAUGGGACUGCAUAAAAGGCUUUAAUGGAAUUAAAUAUAGAAUUACAUUUACUAACUUCUUAUAACAAUUAUUCUAUAUAAGUAUUUUGUGAAAAUUAAAUAAUUAUACAGAAAUAAUUAAUUUAAUAAAAUUUAAAAAACAUAUAUUAAUUUGAAAUUUAAAAUCCUAUAUUAUGGUGGUGUAGAGGUUUAGGAUAGCCUUUUCUUUAUAAAUUUUAUGUUUAUUUGCUUUUUAAUAAUUAAGUUAUUGAUUUUUAAUAAUAUAGCAUAGGUAUAAGAUAAAUAAAGGUAUUAUAAAGAUAAGAUUUAUUAGGAAACGGAACUUCUUUUAUGUUUUAUUUAAAUGAUAAUUAUGUUUUUAUGAAAGGAUCUAAUUAUAUUCCUCCUGAUAUGUUUAUGCCUAGAGCUUAAAAAAAUCCAGAAAUUUAUAUGAAAAAUAUUUAAAAUGCAAUUAAAGCUAACCAUAAUAUGAUUAGAUUGUGGGGAGGAGGUUAAUUUGAAUACGAUAUAUUUUAUGAUUUAUGCGAUUAAAAUGGAAUUCUUAUAUGGCAUGAUUUAAUGUUUGCGUGUGCAAUGUAUCCUUCAAAUAAUUAGAUUUUGUAAAAUAUUGAAAAAGAAUUAUUGAUAAUUUAUUAAGAUUAAGAAAUCAUCCUUCUAUUGCUUUAUGGAAUGGUAAUAAUGAAGUGUAUAUAGAAUGGUUAGAAUCAAGAUGGUAAGAUAAUCUUACAGAUACUCAAAGAUAAACUGUUUGGGGAUGGUAUAUUGAUAUAUUUAAUAUAACAAUAAGAAAGACUAUUUUAGAUUAUGAUCCUGAUACAUUUUAUUGGCCUACAUCACCAUCUAAAUCUUCUAUACAUUAAUAUUCUAUAAAUUAAGGGGAUAUUCAUUUUUGGAAUGUAUGGGCAAACAUAUCCUAGAUAGAAGAUUAUAAUUCUUUCGUUGGAAGAUUUAAUAGCGAAUAUGGGAUGCAAGGUAUAUUAUCUUAUUAGUCUAUAAGAAAAUUCACAUUUGAAUAAGAUAGACAUUUAAAUUCUACUAUAUUAUAAUAUCAUGAAAGGCAUGUUUCUGGUUGGCCAAAUCUUUAAUUUUAUCUUUAAAACUAUUAUCAUGAACCUAAAGAUCUAUAAACCUAUAUAUAUGCUAGUUAGAGUAUGUAAGCUUAUGCCAUAUAGACUGCUAUACUAGCUUUAAGAAGUAAAAAAACCGUAUUGUAGUGGAUCUUUAUAUUGGUAAUUAAAUGAUGUUUGGCCAGUAGUUUCUUGGUCUUCUGUUGAUUUUUACGGAAAUUGGAAAGGAUUGCAUUUUAGGGGAAAAAAUCUAUAUGAAGGAUUAAUUGGUGUUUUAGAACAAUAAUAAAAUGAUUUUUUUAAUUUAAAGAUUAUUAACGAUUUUUAUGAAGAUUUUAAAGUAAAAAUAAGCUUAAGUAUUAUUAAUAAUGAAGGGUUUGAAUUGGUAAAAAUAUUAGAUUAAAAUGUAUUUUUUAUAGAGGAAAAUAGUAAUGUUUGUAUAUUUAAAAAUAUGGACUUAAUUAGUUAAUAUUAGAAGAAUUAAAUUGGUGCUUAUUUAUAAAUUUAAUAUGGAGAAGAAAAAGACUUUUUUUGGGAAAAAAUAUUUUAUUUUGUCAAACCGAAUGAGUUUUUAUAUAAAAAAAGCUCAGUUUAGGUACAUUUAGAUAGUUUUGGUAAAAAUAUUAUUGUCUCAAGUGAUAAAUUAACAAGAGAUAUUUAUAUUUUAUGUGAUAAUGAAGAUGAAAUUGAAGGUUUAUCAAAUAAUUAUUUCGAUUUAGUACCUGGUAAAGUAGUUAGUUUGAAAUAUGAAUAAAAAGAUGUUUGUUAGAAUAUUAAAUAUUAUUCCCUUAAUUAAUUAUUUUUAGAUAAUAAUACAAUAUAAAAAGGAGUUUAUUGA